Molecule: messenger RNA, 595 nt
Organism: Manihot esculenta (cassava)
Lineage: Eukaryota; Viridiplantae; Streptophyta; Magnoliopsida; Malpighiales; Euphorbiaceae
Product: glu S.griseus protease inhibitor-like
Exons: 3
Coding region: 190-402 (70 amino acids)
Biological process (GO): response to wounding
Molecular function (GO): serine-type endopeptidase inhibitor activity
Source: RefSeq, a predicted model, not a curated record
GAAGAAGUUGUCAGAAAGACUCAAUCAUUUGAGCGGCUGAAGGAGGAAGCCGAGAGGUGUUUGACACAAAGUGAGAAAUUCAACAAUGAGAAGAUGGAAUUUGAAUCUGCAAUAUAUGCAAAGGGCCAUCCUCUGCUAUAAAUUAGUACCCCUUUCAUACACACAACCUCAGCUUGCAGAGAAGUGAAGAUGUCAAGUAGUUGUGAAGGUAAGAGUUCGUGGCCAGAGCUGGUUGGCUUUAAUGGGGAGGCAGCGACUGUUAUCAUCAUGAGAGAAAACCCAAAAGUUAAGGCAAACACUGUCAAAGAAGGGUCGCCGGUGUCGGGAGAUUUCCGGUGCGAUAGGGUCCGAGUCUUCAUUGAUGACAAUCACAUUGUGACUGUAGAGCCCAAAAUUGGUUAGCAAAAAAUCAUUCAUAGAGAGGGACAGAAAGCCUGCUGCCUGUCUUUUACUCUGUUAAUUAAUAUGCUUGCUUAUCGUGUGUGUUCUGAAAUAAGCUGAUUGACGCAUCUUAAUAUUGUCUUCUACUUCAUUUUCUUGUUUAUGAAAUUUACCCUGUGGUUAUCAUUGUUAAUUCAAUUUAGAGUGCGGUCCA